Molecule: messenger RNA, 2219 nt
Organism: Acanthopagrus latus (yellowfin seabream)
Lineage: Eukaryota; Metazoa; Chordata; Actinopteri; Spariformes; Sparidae
Gene: lipf
Product: lipase, gastric
Exons: 11
Coding region: 110-1318 (402 amino acids)
Molecular function (GO): hydrolase activity, acting on ester bonds
Source: RefSeq, a predicted model, not a curated record
AGAACUACUCCCUCUGACGUCACAGCGGGUCUCUUCCGUCUGUUCAGUACAGUCACGUGAUCAGAGAGAAGUUUGGAGUCAGACGAGCAGCGGGCUGCAGUCAGACAGGAUGUUGUGUGUUGUGGUGUGUGUGUUGAUGCUCUGCACUGUGACUGACAGCAGGUCGUAUGUCUCCAACCUCCACCAACACUCACAUAAACUGCAGGAGAAGCUGGACCCUGAAGUACACAUGAACAUUUCAGAGAUCAUCAGACACUGGGGUUACCCUGCAGAGGAACAUGAGGUGGUGACAGAGGACGGAUACAUUCUGACUGUCAACAGGAUCCCACAGGGACUGAAGCACACUGCAGGUCCGCGGCCGGCCGUGCUGCUCCAACAUGGCCUCCUGGCUGCCGGCAGUAACUGGAUCACCAACCUGCCAAACUCCAGCCUGGGCUACACGCUGGCUGACAGCAGCUACGACGUGUGGCUGGCAAACAGCCGAGGCAACACCUGGUCCAGGAAACACCGCACGCUCACACCAGACCAGGACGACUUCUGGAGCUUCAGUCAUGAUGAGCUGGCCUUGAAGGAUCUUCCUGCGGUUGUAGACUACAUCCUGAAAGUUACGGGUCAGGAACAGAUCUACUACGUCGGACACUCUCAGGGAACCACGAUAGCAUUCAUAGCGUUCUCCAUGCUUCCUGAGCUGGCCAGUAAGAUCAAGCUUUUCAUUGGUUUGGCUCCUGUAGCCACUGUAUCAUUCACCUCCAGUCCAAUGACCAAACUGUCUGGUCUGCCCGAGGUCCUCAUCUGGGAUGUGUUUGGUAGGCGGGACUUCCUGCCUCAGAGCUACAUGAUCGAGUGGUUUGCAGAACACGUGUGUGGGAAGAAGCUGCUCAGUGAGCUGUGUGGAAACGUCUUCUUCAUCCUCUGUGGCUUCGACGAGAAAAACCUCAAUGUGACUCGGACUCCAGUCUACACCACCCACUGUCCUGCUGGGACCUCCGUCCAGAACAUGGUGCACUGGGCCCAGGCCGUCCAUGGAGGCAAGCUGAUGGCGUUUGACUUUGGAGCUGCAGGAAACAUGAAACACUACAACCAGACCACUCCCCCUCAGUACAAUGUCCAGGAUGUGAAGGUUCCCACCGCUCUGUUCUCAGGGGGACAAGAUACGCUGGCAGACCCCAAAGAUGUGGCUGUCCUUCUCACUCAGGUGAGUAACCUGGUCUUCCAUCAGCACAUUGAGCACUGGGACCAUCUGGAUUUUAUCUGGGGUCUGGAUGCUCCUGAGGUGAUGUUCCCCUCCAUCCUGAAGCUGCUGCAGGAACACCGCUGACAGUGUUUGUGUUGCGUACAUAUUCACGGAUCUGAAACUGUUUUUUUAAACUUUUUACCUCUUUUACUUUUCACCGAUUUCUGCCUCAUGUGUGUUUUUACUCAAACAUUAUUUCUUCAGCUUGCUCUUGAACUCCUUAUUGUGAAAAGCCUCCAGCGACACCUGGUGGAUGAUAAAGGAACUGCGCCUGACACAUGUUCGCCCCCGAGGCUGCUCAUUGGUCAGGAGUGGUUUGAGUAACAUUAACAGUAUGGCUAAAGAACACUCAUGCUAAUCUUAGCUUCCCAGCUCAUCUUAUGUUAACUUUAGUAUGUUAACAUGGUCACAUUAGCAUCACCAACCUUGGUUAUGUUUUUAAAUAAAUAUUUUUUUUAGUAUAAAUCCUCAAAUUAAAGAGCUGUCAGUCAGUCUAAGAGCAGCCACAGCCAAUCGUCUGGCUUGAAUUGUGGUGGGCGGGGUUAAAAUAACUUUAAUCUGAAACAUGUUAAUCUGACGCUGUUUCUGUUAAAAUGAACCUUGUGUUUACUCAAAAUCAAUGAAACAAACACUGAAGUGUUUUCAUUCAUAAUCACAUUUAUACAGAAAAAGUUUAAUUUGAAAUGUUUCAGAUGAUUCAUGUCAUUGCUUCAAUUAUCUAGAGACUGAACAAAGAUACAACCUGUUUUCUUCUUUUCUACUUGUUUCUGUUACACUCGAAGCUGUUCAACAUGUUUCAUGAAUUUCUUGCAGUUUUAUGGUUAAAUGCUGUAAUUGUGAAUCAUUUUAGAUGUAAAAUGUGAACGAGUUGAAAAAAAUCAUAGUGUACCAUGAAGACGUGUUUACAGACAAACGCUUCUCACAUCUUCUCUGUCCCGACAACUUUGGUUGAAGUGAGUGAAAAUACAGUUUGUAAAAAAAUUCA